Hydatigera taeniaeformis is the source of this 519-nucleotide messenger RNA. Lineage: Eukaryota; Metazoa; Platyhelminthes; Cestoda; Cyclophyllidea; Taeniidae. The record is from the annotation of a GenBank genome assembly.
AUGCAUGCUGUUUCGACGAUGACUGCUACUGUUGGUCGCUAUCGACGAUUUUCUGCACUAGUUGUCGCUGGGAAUGAACGAGGUAUCUGCGGCGUUGGAAAGGCUAGAUCGGUCACUUUGCGUGGAGCCCUAAAGCGAGCAAAACACCGAGCUUUCCUCAACCUCGUUUCCUUUAAUUUGAAAGAGAAUCGAACGCGUGCUCCUCGAGAUUCUGAUUCACGACUGAUAAUAAUUGCAAAUUUCCUUACAGGAUAUGGUUUAGUGUGCCACCGUGCAAUCAAGACAUUGUGUGAUCUUAUCGGUAUCAAGGAUCUGCACGCCAAGGUGGAAGGGAAUACAAAAAACUACCUCUCCAUCGUGCGCGGCUUUUUGCGCCUACUAAAUGAACAGGACGUCUCUAACCGCCUAGGUAUGCAUGUGGUGGAGUUUAGCGAGGACUUCAACUUUGUGCCAAGAAUCCUCGCCUCGCCGCGGACGGGCAUCACUCAGGACUGCGUCAGUUACACCGGACUGAAGUCC